AAGGAGAGGAGUGAGUGAAUAAGUGUAGUGUUUGUUUGUUAUUCUGCUUUCAUUUGUCUAUCAAUCACCAAAUACACACACUCUCUCUCUCUCCCAGUUGUUGUAUAUACUGCGCUCCCCCCUUUUCUCUCUCUUAUUUUGGUUUUGGUUUUGGUUUUGAAAAGUGUAUUUGGUGAAGAAGUAAUUCGAAGAGACAAGAAGCAGUUGCUGCUGCUAUUCAUAUCAACAACACGUUCGAGUCUUGAGAUUUCAUUUCAUUUCAGAAUAUUGUAGCUGUAAUCUGUCGGAUCUACUCUCUUAGGCCGGGAUUUACCUUGCUUGGCUUUUAGAUUCUCUGAUCUGCCAUCACAUAUCAUCAUCGUUAUUUGCUUGCCAUUUAUAUACAUGUUGUUUUUGUAAGGGGUAUCUAUCUAUCUAUCUGAUGGGUUCCAGGUUCCCGUCUCAUCAGCUGAGUAAUGGGCUUUACGUCUCUGGGCGCCCCGAGCAGCCAAAAGAAAGAGCUCCAACAAUGACUUCUUCAGCUAUGGUUUAUACCGGCGGCGACAUCAAAAAGUCAGGGGAGCUGGGAAAGAUGUUUGAUAUUAAUACUACUGACGCCUCCAAGGCCAGGAAGUCUGGCCCCAUAACCGGUCCUUCUAGAACCGGAUCUUUUGCUUCACAUUCGGGGCCAAUACCCAAUGCUGCUGCUGCUAGGUCUAGCUACUCUGCAUCAGGCCCUGUCAACAAGUCAAAUUCGGGUCCCUUAAAUAAGCAUGGUGAGCCCAUAAAGAAGUCAUCUGGUCCUCAGUCUGGUGGAGUCACACCUGUGAACCGCCAAAAUUCGGGUCCUCUGCCACCUCUUCUGCCUACAACUGGCCUGAUUACAUCUGGUCCGAUCUCUUCGGGCCCCCUCAAUUCAUCCGCGGCUCAACGCAAGUUUUCUGGUCCUCUAGACUCCAAGGGUUCAUCGAAACUACAUGGUGUUCACAAUCAAGCGGUCACUACUCUUACCAAAGACGACGAUUAUUCUUUCAACAAGGGUUUCCCUAAGAUAAUUUUGUGGUCCAUGAUUUUGCUGUUCAUGAUGGGAUUUAUUGCUGGUGGUUUUAUUCUUGGGGCGGUCCACAAUGCUAUCCUUUUGGUCGUGGUGGUGGUUCUUUUCAUCAUUGUUGCCGCAUUGUUCACUUGGAAUACUUGUUAUGGCAGACAAUCUAUUAUUGGUUUUAUUGCCCGUUAUCCCGAUGCUGAACUCAGAACUGCAAAAGAUGGCCAAUAUGUCAAGGUUUCUGGGGUGGUGACAUGUGGAAACGUACCUCUAGAGUCAGCCUUCCAGAAGGUUCCGAGAUGUGUGUAUACUUGUACGAGCUUAUACGAGUAUCGAGGAUGGGACUCCAACCCUACACAUCGUAGGUUCAGCUGGGGACUCAGGUCAUCAGAAAGGCAUGUGGUGGAUUUCUACAUAUCGGAUUUCCAAUCUGGAUUGAGAGCAUUGGUAAAGACAGGGUAUGGAGCAAGGGUGACCCCUUAUGUGGACGAAUCUGUGGUUGUUGAAGUCAACCCUUUGAAUAAAGACAUGUCCCCAGACUUCACAAGGUGGCUCGGGGAGAGAAGCCUGGCAAACAAUGAUCGCGUCAUGAGAUUGAAAGAAGGGUACAUCAAGGAAGGGAGCACGGUAAGCGUGAUGGGAGUGGUGCAGAGGAAUGAGAAUGUGCUAAUGAUAGUACCUUCAGAAGAAGCAUUCACAACAGGGUGCCAAUGGACAAAGUGUAUGCUGCCAGGAAGCCUGGAGGGGAUAGUCUUGAGAUGUGAAGAUGCGUCGAAAGUGGAUGUCAUACCCGUGUAGGUAGGAAGGAAGGAAUGGUGAUGGUCUGGGUUUGAAUGAAUCUCGAAAUAUACAUAAUAAUAUAUAUAUAUAUAUAUAUAGGCAGGUGGUAGAUACUAGUGGUUUGGGUGUUGCAGUUGUAUGUUAUUGUGAAUAGGUUUUUGAUGGAAGAAGAUAGUGGUGUUUGAUUCUGUGAGGAGAGGUUGGCCGGUUUCAACAUUUGCUUUCUUUCUUAUUGCACCUCCCUUUGUCUUUGUCA
Helianthus annuus (common sunflower) is the source of this 2060-nucleotide messenger RNA. RefSeq lists its product as uncharacterized. NCBI's taxonomy places the organism in Eukaryota, Viridiplantae, Streptophyta, Magnoliopsida, Asterales, Asteraceae. The transcript has 6 exons. Bases 422 to 1822 code for a protein of 466 amino acids. The record is from RefSeq and is a predicted model, not a curated record.